Porites evermanni is the source of this 2577-nucleotide messenger RNA. The record is from the annotation of a GenBank genome assembly. Lineage: Eukaryota; Metazoa; Cnidaria; Anthozoa; Scleractinia; Poritidae.
CCUUGUUGAUCAUGGCGAAUGAGGAAGUCGGAUCACACGCAUUUUCGUUUGAUGAUCUAGUGAACAUUUUUAGCUAUCUUCCUCCCGAAAGCCUAUCUAAAUGUUCCCAGGUUUGUAGAGAUUGGCAUGAAGCGUCCCACGUCGGCACUUUAUGGAAGAGACAUUGUUUACAGCGAUGGAAUUUUUGCCACUUGGCAAAACUGAAACCCGGUACGGUGAUGUAUGAAUGGCAAUCAACAUCCCUACAAUCCAUCAUAUAAUAGUCAAGGAAAGGUGCUUAAAACUUUAAGUUUCUCUUUUACAAAAGGCCCACAUGUAUUACGCUUAUCAGUCUCUCCAAGCUUUUGGCAUGGGCAGAUUGGCAUGGUGCAGGGAAGGGGAAGCCUGCGAGCAAGCUCUUCGGUGCGCUCUGGCGGCGGGGCGGGAAAAGGAAGGAAAACUUGCAACUACGUCUCUAGAAUAUGAAUUCCACCUCCAAUUCCCCUGUGGCUCCCCAUCAACUGAGCUGUCAGAUUUCCGCCAAUCAGAGCGAUGCGGAAACAAGCUCACAAAUGUAAACAAACAUUGAAAAACACAUGCCAAAGGUAAUGAGAUCAUUACUACUGCCAUCUCCACCAAUCAGCAUACUGCAUCAACUUUUUUGAAAAAAAAAAUUCCAGAGACUUCAUUACAAGCUCUCCUUCCUUUUCCCGCCCCGCCGCUGAGACCCCUGGAGAGCUUGCUAGCAGGCUAGGGAUGAGGGGGAAAUCAGCCUUUCCCCCAAUGCUCCAGCCCUGUUACUGGUUCACCUGCAGUGUCCUGGGAAUGGUGGAAUGGGGUGUACCAGAACCAACAACCAGUUACUUUUUUUCAUAAACCUGUCAAACAAUCCCAUGGUGGGUUUUCAUGACGGAAGGCUUUACGUAUAGAUCAUGCCCACAGACCCUAUCACAACAAAACAAUUAUGAUGGGUUGCAAAGUAUAUUUUGGAUUGGUGGGGCUAGCCGGCAUGUAGCAUGAGCACAAUGACUGCUUAUCUAGUGGGGUUUAGAGUUAUGCUCUCCCUGAAAUUGGGAAAAAAUGGAGCUUCAAAAAUCACUGGAAAUGCAUUUUCAUCAAUCCUGAGAAAAUUUUGUCAAAUUUUUUCUCCAUUCUGUCAGGUUUUUGCCCAAAAAUGUACAUUUAAAACAUGAAAAUUUUGUUUGCUUCUACCUGUUAACACCAUAAAUGGUGAAAAUGCCGGCAGAUGAUGAUUUGAUUAGACCCAGUGAGUUGCUGCUUCUUAAAUAGCAAUGUUUCCAACUUAAAUGGCCAUAAAAAGUUAUUCCAUGUAUUAAUUACUUUUUAGGGGAGAGAACAUGGCAAAAGUACUUCAUUGCCCGGAAUAAGAUAGAAACUGGGGUGGCCACAGGUAGACCAGGUCUGGAUUAUGUUUGCAAAACCUUGCGUGGACACAAAGGUCAAGUCACAGACAUGGUAUUCCUAACAACUAACAAUAUCUAUGAUGAGGAAAUAAUAGAAAAGAAUGCAUAUCCCAUUGUCGCAAGCUGUAGUCAAGACAAGUCUGUUUGCCUAUGGAAUGUGCGAGAGGGAAAGAGUUUGUGGAAGAAGCAGUCCCAUGAAUCACCAGUAGCUUGUCUAGCUGUGGUAUCCCAUGAUUCAGUCAUAGCAAGUGGUGAUGUUGAAGGAGGCAUUAAAUUAUGGGAUGUUAAAACAGAGCAGGACACAGCCUUGCAAGGCAGUCAUUCUGCAGUUGUUACUGCCAUGGUGUCUGGUAAAGAUGUCAUACUGAAAGGAAAAGGUGACACAGGAAGCAACCUCCUUAUUGUUGGCUACAGAGAUGGGUAUGUCAAGAUAUGGGACAUGCGAGUGACAGCAAGCCCUCAGUAUGAGCUGACUUGCCCAUUGGGUUUGGAUAACAUGACACUGCAAGGGGACCAUCUCUUGGCCACAGCAUCUAAAUUUGAAAGUACCAUCAAGAUUUUUGAUAUCAGAUAUCUAGCCCCAGAGUGUUGGGAAAGACCUGAGAUACAUUCAUUACAGCAUCCUUCAGAUGCUACAGUUUCAUGCUUAAGCUGGGCGCCAACCAAGGGGAACCAUCUCGCAGCAGGCUACAACAAUGGUGACAUCAUUCUGUGGAAUGGUGACAGUGGACAGCAGAUUCACUGUUUUCAGGGACACCGUGAUGACAUAUCUUGUAUCUGCAUGUUAGGGUCAACUUUAGUAUCUUCCAGUCACGACAGCACAAUUCGUCUCUGGGAUUUGAAUUUGCUGAAAGAGUCGCAAACACACAGAGACCACAAUGGACCAAUCACAGGCCUGUAUGUGGAUGCUUAUCGUGUCAUGUCUUGCUCACGAGACUACUCUAUCAGAACAUACUGCUGGUCUAAGAAAGCGUCUUCUCAUGAGACAGGAAGCUCAAGAACUCUAGACAGUAAAUACACCUUGCUUGGGGGUUCCCUUCAAAGAGCAGGAACUGGAUUUGAAAAAGUAAUUUGUGAUUACUCCACUUGUGUGGGAAUGGCUAAUGAUGUUUUAAAAGCUUACUCUUUUCAGGUGUAGUUAGUGACAAUAGUUUAUAGCAGGGUAAAGCCAAGG